AUGAAACAUCCCAGUCCCUCAAACAGAACUUCUAAGAUUAGCACCAAGUACUCAAUUGACCAGAAGGUGCUUACUAAUAGUAAUUUCAAAUCUCCAAUGAAUACUAAUCAUGUAUCAUUUGAGAAUUCUCCAAGAGACUACAGAGGGUAGCCAAGCACAAAUAUAAGUUAUGCAGAUGAGGAUUACCAAAGGAAACCAAAAUAACAACGUAUGAGCUCUGAAAAUAACCGGGCAAAAACUUAGCUCAAGACUAUUUAAGCUAGUGAACAGCCUAAUAUAAAUAAAGCUGCUUAACUUGAGUACAAUACAAUGACCCAGUUUAUUAAGAAUAAAUAAAUUCACAGUUUAAACACUAGUAUUGAGAUAGGAGCUAGGACAUUAAGAAAUGAUUCGGUCCAAAGCUCAUAUAAAAAUUAAGACUCAAUGAUCUUACCACCAAAUAAAGACUACAAGCAGGAAUACUAGAAGAAUAUAGAGUCAAUAGUCUAUAAGUAUAGCUAUCAGGGUGGCAAACGAAAUUCUUCUGUUGAUGUAGAUACUAUCAUUCAAGCCCAAAGACAAAGAAAGAGAGAUGCACUCACUAAUAAUAAUGCUGGACAAAUCCUCUAAGAAUCUAUGAGACUUAAUUAUGAUAAAUUUAACAAUGAAAUGGACACUCUCUUGCAUGAUUCAACCAAGAAAAGUCUAAGACCUUCAGCAGUCUAAAAUAAUUUGGUUCUCCCAAGUAUCUCCCCAUUUUAUCCAAAUUAACUGGGAUCACCAUCGAAUAAAAAAUCUCUUAUUUUUAAGGCUCAAAACUUUGAAGAAAAUGGCUCUUUAGACAUUUCUACAAAAGAACUAGACCCGCAGCUGCUAGGACAAUUUAAAGCUUUGAAAAAUCAUGAUCUUGAUAGAUUCAAAGCACUUCAAAAAAAGCAGUUGGAAUUUAAUAUUGAUGAUCUAAGAUUGAGUGAAGAUGAAAAGGAAGUUCAGGACGAGGAGUUUUAUGAAACACAGUCAUUUGUCAAUGAGAUUCAAGAGGAGAUAAUGGCCAUUGAGAAUGACAUUAACAAUGAGCAUGAGAAGUAAUCUAAUUUGGAUAAAGUUUAAGACACUUUCCAGAGAAUGAAGGAGUUUUGCAUUCAGUAAUUGAAUUACUCUUAUAGAGAUGCUAACUCACACAUUGAGAAGCUUCUUAAAAAGAGCGAAACAGAAGUCUCUCCACUUUUGAAAUUUUACAAUGAACUGGCUAAAAAUACCAGAUUUAGAAUGCCUUUGAAAAGCUUAUUGGAGUUUGAUGCCAAAAUGUUUCAAAGGCAUCUUUAAAAAUUCAAAAAAGCUCAUGCAGUUGAAGUUAGAUGGAUUAAGAAAUCUUCAAAAGAAAAAGCUGAGGAGAUGCUCAGAAAGGAUUAUGAGAGAACAUAGAAAAUUUUGAAAGAUGAGCUAACUAUAAUAGUAGACUAAUUUAAUGAACUAAAGCUUACCCUCCAUGAUACUGAGGAUGAAUUAAAGAGAGCUUAUGACACAAUUAACAAACAGGAGAUUUCAAUUAUGGAGUUAAGAGAGUAUGCUACUCAUACAGACUAAGUGAUGAGCAAUGAUGAUAAUUUCUUAGGCGAGUUAAAUAUGGGUCCAGGUGAAAAUGGUGGUAAAGUUACUGACUAAAUUAAUAAGCUGAGAGAAAGACAGAUGAUGAUUGGAGUUGGAACAGCGAGGCCAAUUCACAAAGAACAACUAUUGGACAAACCCUUUGGAUUCUACUCGACUUAUUUAUAUUUGUCAUAGCCUGAAAAGGAAACCAUUAUGGAGCAUGAGUUGGUAGAGUAUUACAAAUCAAUCUCAGUCGACUUUGAAGAUUAAGUCCAGCUUAAAAUGAAUGAAAUCGAGGCAUAAAACGUGGCUAUGGAAUAAUUGGUUCAAGCCGAGAAGCAUUUGUAGAAGAAAAUUGAAAAGCUUAAUAACCAUAUUGAGAGACUUAAUGAAAUGCAUGAGAGAGAAAUGAGCAGGUCAACUACUUCUUAUCAAGAGAUCAUUUAUAAUUAGCAGAGAUAGAUUAAAGUUAUGGAUACUGAGAUUGAUAAUCUAAAGAAGAUGUUCGGUGCUGAGGUUACCAUCUAAGAAAAGGUCAUUUAAAAGCUUUUGAAAGUUAAACAAGAAAAUGAAGAUAUGAUUGGGACACUUACUUUGACUCUGAGAAUCCCAAGACUAUAUCACAAAUUCAUUGAUACUAUGGGAAUUCAUGAGUUCGUAUAGAGAUGCAUGGAUAUUGAGCAGAAGGAAGAUCUGAAGAAAUACCAAAAUGAGGAAGGCAAAAGAAGAAUGAAGGAACGCCAGGAAUAAAGUCUCCAGAAGUAUGUGCAAAAGAUGGUCAGAGAUAGCUAUAGUAAAGCUAACUCUAUGAUAAGAGACCCUAAGACAAAGCAGUUUAAACCUGGACAAUCACAAUUCUAAUUCUAGGCUCACAAAGGAUCCAUGAAUGAUCUUUCUCCAAGAUCUUUGAAAGCUGCAGAAAGUGAGGUUUAUGUCGACUAUAGUAACUUUGGAUAAAAACUGCAAAUUAUGCAAGCCAAAAGACAAAACUAAAGUUUCGUAGGUGUCAAUACAAUGGGCUUUGAAUCUCGAACUACUAUGGUUAGUCCUAGCAAUGUAAGUUUCCAAAAGAAUGUCACAACCAAUAUGCUUGCUCAAAACAGUUCAACGAUUAUCAAGAUGGAAAGCCACAAUAAUAUCAACCCUAUAAACACAAAGAGGACAAAUAUUGUCCUAGCUGAAUUUACUGACUACAAUGGUAACUUCCAGCAAAUUACAAUGCAGCUAAUGCAAAGAGUCGAAGCAGACACCAAAAAGACCUUCGAGCUAGAGGACUUCUUAUUCCAUUACAUUAAUGAAGACGGAAUAACUGUGAUGUGCAUGACAGACAAAGCUAUUUAAAAGAAAAUCGCAUUUGCCUUCCUUCAAGAUGUCAGAAAAACUUUGAUUUAGCAAUACUCACCAAGGGAACUAGAAAAUGCUAAAGCUUAUGGUCUCUCUACAUUCACGGAAAGAAUCAAAGAAAAACUGGUGUAUUAUAAUGAUAAUCCAAUCACAAUAAACGAUAAGACUGACGAGUUACUGAGAGAACUCAAUGGUCUCAAGGAUGCUAUGGUUGAGAAUCUAGAUAAGCUUAUUGAAAGAGAUGGUAAAAUUGAAGUCAUUUUGCAAAAGGCUGAAUCUCUAUCAGUAUACUCAAAGACUUAUAGAGCUAAUGCAAGAAAAGCCAAGAACAAGAUGAGAAACAGAAGAAUCUUCUACGUUUUCAUGUUAAUCCUUAUUCUAGCUGUAAGAUAAUUGCAAUUUAUAAUUAUUAGCUUGUUGGAUUCUUUAUCGCUGUCAUAUCGUGUGGAGGAUUUGGGUUUAGCAAGUGCUGAAUAAGCAACAUACUCAUAAGUACUUGAAAAAUCGAUUUGA
Stylonychia lemnae is the source of this 3426-nucleotide messenger RNA. The record is from the annotation of a GenBank genome assembly. Lineage: Eukaryota; Ciliophora; Spirotrichea; Sporadotrichida; Oxytrichidae.